Effrenium voratum is the source of this 753-nucleotide messenger RNA. The record is from the annotation of a GenBank genome assembly. Lineage: Eukaryota; Dinophyceae; Suessiales; Symbiodiniaceae.
AUGUAUUCCGCGUUGAGCCUGGCGCAGAGCAGGGUGAGCGCUGAGUCGGCGCAGCGGAUCCUGGAGGUCACCAGCGGGGUGGAGCAGAUGAGCUUCGUCUGCUGCCCGGUGGCCUUUCUGCAGUGCCUGAGACUUCCGGCGCUGCGCGCUGCGCAGCUUCGGGCGCUGCCCGCGCUGAGUUCCGCCGCGCUGGCGGAGGUGGCCCAAGACUUCGGGAGGCCCGACAAGCCGACAGCCAUGGACUUCCUCUCCAAGGAGGUCAAAGGAGGCGCCAUGGCGUGGCAACUGCAGACCCUGGAUCUAUCGGAGAACUGCCUGCGAGGCGGUGGGAGGUCCUUGGCCAUCUUCCUGCGGCUGCCUGAGCUGCAAGUGCUGCAGCUGGAGCGAUGUGAUCUUGAAUUAGAAGACGUGGAGCACAUCGCCAAGACGCUUUCCCGCAGCGGCGUGGUGCGCUUGGACUUGGCUCGGAACCUGCUGCGGUCCAAGGGCCUUUUGGCGCUCACCAGGACCUUGGCCAGCUCGAAGAUUCAAGACCUGGGCCUGGAGUCGAACGAAAUCGACUAUGGGGAGGCGCUGAAUGAGCUGAAGUUGGCGCACGACAAGCGUCCCUUCCCAGGUUUGCGCCUGGAGCGGAAUCGCCUGGGCCCGUCGGCGCUCAAGGCCUUCCUCAUGUCCUUGCGCCACCAGAAGCGCAGCAAGGCCUUUUGCCCCCCCGGGUGCAGGUGCUUCGAGGGCCGGGGCGAGGUGAUGUGA